This is a messenger RNA of Perca fluviatilis (European perch), 2991 nucleotides long. It is a transcript of the gene podn, whose product is annotated as podocan. The coding region runs from base 685 to 2448 and encodes 587 amino acids. Lineage: Eukaryota; Metazoa; Chordata; Actinopteri; Perciformes; Percidae. Gene Ontology annotation, molecular function: protein binding. The record is from RefSeq and is a predicted model, not a curated record. The transcript is spliced from 11 exons.
UCUUGUGUGUGCCUCUCACAGUCAUUUGUUUGCUUUCCUCUCUCCCAUUUUCAAGCUGAACAGCCAAUCAGUUGAAUUGCCAAAGUGUGGGACACACCACACAAACUAUCGUAAGGUCCUGACACACCAAGGCAACCGUCGGCCGUCAGCAACUGUCGCCUUGGUGUGUCAGGGCGUUAUGAUACUCUGCAGAACCCUCAGGCUCCCAGGCUUCUGGUAGACGUCAAAGCUUGACCGCCCAGGAUGGAGCGAGUGGAGAUUUCUUUUUCUUUUUUUAACAUACCCUCCUUGUCCUUACAUGAUGGUUCCUCCCCUCACCCUGCCUCCUCAUCACUUAGCAGGUCAUCACUUGCGGCCAUCUUCCUUAUGUACUCCUGGAUCUUUGUUGUUUUAUCCUAGAUAGUUGCUUUGACACUAAAUAGGCCUUGGCCACCCUACUUCCGCUUGGUGUAUAGUCUCAGCGUGCUGGACUUAGGGUGAAACCUUCCAUGGUGAGGAGCGUUCUUGUCUUGAUAUCAGUAGCCUCUAUCUCUUCCUUUGGCCAGGUUAUUAUACCAGCUGGGUAUCUAAUGACUGGCAGUACAUAUGUGUGUUGAUGGCUAGGACCUUGUUCUUCCAAUUCAUUCGACUCCAAUCCAAUGACUCUUCUCUCCUACCUUACCCUGUGAGAGCUGAGCAGUAACCAUGGCCUUUCCCAAGCAUUCCAUCCUGCAGGCUCUGAGUGUGCUGCUCUUGGCCUGGAUGUUUGUGCAUUGCCAGGCCCCUUUUAAACCAGAGGAAGAGGAGGAGGAAGAGCCAUUAAAGGAGAGCGACACUGGAACAGUGGUGACGAAAUCUGAGCCGCUUGAAUGUCCGCCAGAGUGCAGCUGUACGGCCGAAGGGGCAGUAGACUGUGCUGGAGUUGACCUCACAGAGUUCCCUGCCGAGCUGUCUGACAAAACUCGCCAGCUCUCUCUUCAGAACAACAAAAUCGAGAAGAUAACAGUGGAGCACAUUUCCCAUCUGCACCAGCUUGAGACUCUCAACCUUCAGAAUAACUUGCUUACCACAGAUGGCCUUGAAGAUGAAGGUUUUGAGAUGCUUGAACAGCUGAAUUAUUUAUACUUGGCAAAUAACAAGCUCACCUCAGCACCAAAAGUCCUACCACCCUCUUUGGUUAGUGCUGAUUUUGCUGCCAAUAAGCUCACAAGGAUUUACCUAUAUACAUUUGGCCAUAAACCAAAACUGAGGUCUGUGUAUCUCCAUAACAACAAGCUGAGUGACGCAGGGCUUCCUGAUCAUGCGUUCAAUGGUUCUGACAACCUGGAGAUCCUAACCAUGUCCAGCAACUGCUUGGGAGUUGUCCCGAGGAACCUUCCCUCCAGCCUUUAUCGUCUUCAUCUCAAGAGUAACAAGCUGGAGAAAAUCCCAGCGGGGGCCUUUGACAACUUACCAAACCUCAGAGAGCUGUAUCUCCAGAACAACCUUAUCAGCAAUGAGGGCAUGGACAAUGAGACUUUCAGCCAACUGAGCAGCCUGGAGUGUCUAGACUUGUCAAAUAACAACCUGAGCGUCGUACCCAAGGGUCUGCCUCGCAAUCUAGUGCUGCUACACCUGGAGAAGAACUCCAUCCGUAGCAUCCCUGGAGACGCUCUAACUUCUGUCCGAAACCUUGAGUACCUGCUUCUUCACAAUAACAAGCUGCGCUCACGUUCCAUCCACCCGACUGCCUUCCAGGGCUUGAAGAAAUUGCACACUCUUCACAUGUACAACAACUUGCUAGAGCGGAUUCCCAGGGGCUUGCCUAAGCGGGCCAAGACACUAAUGAUGCUACACAACCUUAUUACCGAAAUUGGCCGUAAUGACCUGGCCCUGCUGUACACCCUGACCGAACUCAACCUCAGCUACAACAAGCUGACAAGCCCCAAGCUGCACCGUGAGGCGUUCAGGAAGCUGCGUGUUCUGGAAACCCUGGAUCUUUCAGGGAACAGCCUUCAUUUGAUGCCCCUUGGCCUUCCACGCAGCCUGCAGGUGCUUGAAAUCAAGAACAACCACUUGAACUCCAUACCAGAAGGUGCACUGAUGGGCAUGGAGAAGCUACGAAAGCUCAUCUUGAGCGACAACCAGCUGAAAUUGAAUUCAGCCUACCAGGGAGCCUGGAUGGAGCUCAGUGCGCUCACAACGCUGGACCUGUCUGGCAACCAGCUGUCACAUAUUCCCUCUGACCUGCCUGAGUCUCUGGAGUACCUUUACCUGCAAAGUAACCACAUCUCUAGUGUUCCUGCUUCAGCAUUUGAAGGCACUCCAAAUAUCAAAGGCAUCUUCCUCAGGUUUAACCGCCUGUCUGUGGACUCUGUGGACGAGAGCUCUUUAGCGCACCUGUCCAACUUGCAGGUGCUGGACAUCGGCACAGGAAACACUGACCUCCCCUUUAAAAGAGAAGAGAUGGAGGAGGAACAGGAAACAUAAGUUGUGCUAAUGCAUUGGACUGCAUUGUGUCAAGGAAAGAAUACGCUUUUAAAAGGGAAUGAACCUGUGAAUGUCAUCUUCCAGGCCCAUUAUUGUAUUGUGCUGAGUGGUAGAGUUACAUAUUUCUGGUGCAGGAUACCAGAUGAAGUUACUUUAGUUCCAUUUUUGGGCUGGUUAGUAUAGCAUAUCUUUACAGGCUUAAUAUGUCUUAUAAUUGUGUUUUUGUGCUUUAUUUUAAAAAAUACAUUCACAGAAGUCAAACUGAAUUUUUCCAUGUAAAUGUUUCAGAACCACAAAUUUAAGCAGUGUUGUCGGAUCAACAAUCCAAAAAUCUCAUUUCAUUUGUGAUGAUAUAGAAAAGAAAAAAAUACAAAAAAACAAAACCUCACAUUUGAAACGCUUUAAAGUUCAACAAUCCUUAAAUGGGCUAAAUAUGACAUUCAAAAUAUUAUUAUAGCAGCAAACAACUAUUUUCUAUGUAAAAACAUAGUGGAUUAAUGUCCUGAGCAGUGAAUUAAGUCAUCCUCCCUCUUUGUGUUGUAA